UGACUUAACGACAGCUGUGAAUUGCACAGCUGUCCAAUUGAAGAACAAGCAUCAUAACAAUUGCUAACUUUUCUACGCAUUUUGUGCACGUGUUGAAUUUUAAUAAAUUUUCUUAUUAAAAGUGUUUAUAACAAGUUCAAACCAAUAAAUAUAGAAAGAUGAGUAAGAAAAGUAAAACAAAGUCUGGCGAUCUUGGGCGCGCGUUGAUAAAAAACCGCUUUGGCCACCAAUUUCGACGUAAAGUGGACAAUGACACUAUGCUGCACACUACCGAAAUUCAGGAUGGCUACGACUGGGGUCGCCUCAAUUUGGCCUCAGUCACUGAAGAGUCAUCAUUUCAUGAUUUUCUGCGCACCGCCGAGCUGGCGGGCACGGAAUUUCAAGCUGAGAAACUCAAUAUUACUUUUAUCAAUCCAAAAUCCGGCGUUGGUUUACUCUCUAAAUCACAACAACAGCAAAUGCAGCAAAAGCAUAAUGAACACAAGAAUAUGUUGACAGUGCCGCGUCGCCCGAAAUGGACGACAGAAACAACGGGGGAAGAGUUGCAACUCGCUGAAAACCAAAGCUUUUUAGAGUGGCGUCGCUCCUUAGCGCUGCUACAAGAAGAUCAAGAUAUACUGCUCACACCAUACGAAAAAAAUUUGGAAUUCUGGCGUCAAUUAUGGCGUGUUGUUGAACGUUCCGAUGUUAUUGUACAAAUUGUGGAUGCACGUAAUCCGCUACUCUUUCGCAGUGUCGAUUUGGAGCGUUAUGUAAAGGAAGUGAAUCCGGCUAAGAUGAAUAUGAUAUUAGUGAAUAAAUCAGAUAUGUUGACGCAACAACAACGCCAGCACUGGGCGAGUUAUUUUGAUGCUGAAGGCAUACGUACUGCAUUCUUCUCUGCCACGCUAGCUGCGGAGGAUUUAAAGAAAGUCGUUGAAGAAACGAGUGAUGCGGAGAAUGAUAGUGAAAAUGCGGCUAACGAUAGUGACAAUAACGAGACAGCAAGCGAUGCGGAUGGCGAAAAUGACAGUGAAACGCCGGCAGAUAAGCCACGCACAGAAUCUACACAAUCGGAAAUAUCAUUGGAAGAAAUUAAAGUUGCUGCCAGUGAAAUCAAUAAAUCAUUAGACAAUGUGGAGAAUUUGUUAAACAAAAUAGAGCAAAAAAUCGAUCCAAAACCGGCGACAGCUAAGGAAGUAAUCAAAAAUAAUCCAAAAGUGUUGACGCGUGAAGAACUCAUUGCUUUGUUUAAGAAAAUCUACACCGGUAAGACGUUCACAGAAGCCGUUACGACCAUUGGUUUGGUGGGCUAUCCGAAUGUGGGCAAGAGUAGCACCAUCAAUGCAUUGAUGAUUGAAAAGAAGGUGUCCGUUUCAGCCACGCCGGGUAAAACAAAGCAUUUUCAAACGCUUUACUUGGAUAGCGAUUUGCUGUUAUGUGAUUGUCCCGGUUUGGUAAUGCCAAGUUUUGUUUUGACCAAGGCUGAUAUGAUACUGAACGGUAUACUGCCAAUAGAUCAGAUGCGUGAUCAUGUGCCGCCCGUGAAUUUACUUUGCGAGCGUAUACCCCGACACGUGCUCGAGGAAAAAUAUGGUAUCAUCAUAGCUAAGCCAGUCGAGGGUGAAGAUGAGGAACGACUGCCACAUUCAGAGGAGCUGCUGCUCGCUUAUGGCUACAAUCGCGGCUUUAUGACCUCCAACGGCCAACCGGAUCAAUCGCGUUCUGCGCGUUACGUCUGCAAAGACUAUGUUAACGGUAAACUACUAUACUGCGUUGCACCACCUAAUGUGCCGCAAGCAGAAUAUCAUGUCUUCCCACCGAGAACGCGCAAAGAAAUCGAAGAAGAGAAGCUGCCAUGUCAACAACAACGCGCCAUGCGGAUCAACACCAAGUCUGCUUCGACGGAAAUCGACGAUCAAUUUUUCGCCGCAAAUAACAGUAAAGCUUACGUAAAGGGGCGCAGCAACUUUCCACACGUGCGCGUGGCCAACGACGGCAGCUUAGUAAGCGCGCCGGCCACAGAGAAACCUUGGCGCAGCGUCAAAAAGGAGCGACGUGAGAAGUUGCGCAAAAAGUUUUCGCAUUUAGAUCAGCACUGAACGUCGGUUCAAUGCAUAUAUGCAAAUAUAUUUAUAUGUCUAGUAGAACUAGUAGUACUGACGUUUCUUUAAAUGCAUUGCUUUUAGCUACAUACAUACAUAUGUCAUGUGGUUUUCAAACGCCCGCUAUGUAUAUAUAUGCAAAUUAAUUAUUAUAAAACUGAAAUUGGAUAUUUUUUAUAUGUGUGUAAAUAUUUGCAUUUCUACACACAAGCAAAUUAGCAAAUUAGUAACUAUAUGCAUACAUAGAGUUAGAACUAAAUGUCAGCAUCAUUACUAGAAUUAAUUAGUAUGUUAAAUUUGAAUUAUGGCAAGCUCAUGGGUGCUAUAUGACCUUGUUGUAAUGUAUACAUAUGAAAAACUAUGAAUAAAAAAAACUAAUUAACUAUAAGAAAGUGAGUGCGCAGUUACCUUUUGUCGCUGAAUCAUUCAAAGUUUUUAUCAAUAUAUUGUUAUGCAAGGUAAUUUGCCUGAUUUAAUAUAUUUAUAAUACUGUUAUAAA
Bactrocera oleae (olive fruit fly) is the source of this 2583-nucleotide messenger RNA. It is a transcript of the gene Ns3, whose product is annotated as nucleostemin 3. Gene Ontology annotation, biological process: ribosomal subunit export from nucleus. Lineage: Eukaryota; Metazoa; Arthropoda; Insecta; Diptera; Tephritidae. The record is from RefSeq and is a predicted model, not a curated record. Gene Ontology annotation, molecular function: GTPase activity; GTP binding. Gene Ontology annotation, cellular component: cytosol.